AUGAAGCACUAUUUCAGGGAGUCACUACGAAUCAAAGAUGCUCACGCUCACCGUGCAUUACACCUGGAUUUCAACCCAAAUUUGCAACAUAUCGUAGCCUCCUGUGGCGAUGACGGUGCCGUCCGGUUGUGGGAUUGGCGGAAUCCCAACGUCGCGCUGGUGACUGUGACUCCACAUGCGCACUGGGCUUGGCAGGUUCGAUUCCAUCCCGUGCACGAUCAGCUGAUUUUAUCAGCUGGUAGCGACGCCACGGUCGUUCUGUCGUGUGUUCUUUCCGCAAGCAGUGAAGUGGGCGAUAUGGGUCUAGAUGAUGCAGCAGAAGAUGACGAAGUUGACAAACUCGAGGAUGGACAGUUGGAACGGAUCGAGGAGCACGAGGAGUCCGUGUACGUUUUUAAUAUAUUCAAUUUUGAGACUUCGUGCUCG
Ostertagia ostertagi is the source of this 426-nucleotide messenger RNA. Lineage: Eukaryota; Metazoa; Nematoda; Chromadorea; Rhabditida; Trichostrongylidae. The record is from the annotation of a GenBank genome assembly.